AUGGUCGCGUUUAAAUUAUCUGACUGCUUCAAUGUAAAUUUUAAAUUUCUUAAAAUUUUUGGUGUAUGGCCUGGCAAGAUUCCGCAUAAAUAUUAUAAAUAUUAUUCGGCUUUAUUCCUCAGUAUCAAUCUUGUUCUCUACAAUGCCUUAUUGAUACUAAAUUUGGUUUAUACACCACGAGAAAUUGAACUUAUAAUUCGGGAAAUCAUCUUCCUGUUUACCGAAGUUACAGUCAUUGGUAAAGUUCUCAUGGUAGUUCUGAUGCAGAAGAAACUUUUUACUGUUUUCGAUAUAUUAGAUUGCGAAGAAUUCAACGGCUCUGGUGAAGUCAAACAGAUAAUAGAUACACACGUUUCCAUUUAUAAAAAAUCUUGGAAAAUUUUCACAGUUUUAGGGAACUUUUCUUAUGGUUCCAAAGUCGGUAUACUGAUUAUUAUGAUAAUGAUGUUUAACGCUGACAUGGAAUUGCCUAUUUGCAAAUACUAUUUCUUGGACCAUGAUAUUGUUCGACGUUAUUUUGUAUUUUGGUUCAUUUACCAAUCGGUCGGAAUGUACAGUCAUAUGCAGUAUAACACUAAUAUAGAUACUUUAAUCUCUGGUCUGUUAUAUAUGGCAAUAGCUCAAGUAAAAAUAUUAAAAUACGAAAUAGAAAAUUUGAGAGUUGUAAAUAUGAAAAUCCAACGCAGAUGUUUUUUGACAGAGGAUUCGGAACAAAUUGUUGUACUACAUAAAUAUUUAAAGCAUUAUGAAAUGAUACUAAAAUACUGCAGCUUGGUGCAAGACUUAAUCGGUGUGACAUUGUUCAUUCAGUUUGGCAUGGCAUCUAUUAUGAUCUGCGUUGUACUGUGCGCUUUACUUCUGCCGUUGAAAAUAGAAGUAUUAAUAUUCAUGAUUACUUAUCUGUGUGCAUUAGUUGGAGAAAUAUUUGUGCCAGCGUGGCUUGGAACGCAACUGACAUACGAAAGUGGCGAGCUAGUCUCGGCGGCUUACUACAGUGAAUGGAUACCAAGAUCAGAGAGAUUCAAACGAAGUCUUAAGCUCUUUAUGGUACGGGCGAACACUAACAUCGUGAUAACAGGCUGGAGGAUAUUCCCGCUAUCCCUUGAUACUUUCACUUCGAUUAUGAAGACAGCUUAUUCGUUUUUCACUCUAAUUAGGAAUGUUCAAGACCGAGAUGAAAAUUAAUCACCAACAAAAAAUAAAAAAUGUGUUGGAUAGAAGCAGGCGUUACUUUGCGGAAGUUCAUCAUGAAUAUAUAAUAAUUUAAAUUUUAUUUUGCAAUUACCCGCGAAAAGCCGACAAACCUAUGCGACAAUGUCACCCAGGUCCGACAAAUACUCACUACGUACAUUUCACCCCGAAACCAGAUCAUCCUCAGGAGUCGGCGGAUAAUAGCAAAAUAAAUAAAUUAUUAUAUAAAAAAUGUGUAUCAAGGAGUAUAAAUGUUUAAAAAAUUUUCAUUAAGUUUGUAGAUAUGCAAUCAUUUUGUUUAAAGUUAACAUGUUAGAUCGGUAGGUUGAAAUGUAUGCACAAUGCACAUUACUGAAUUAAUAUAUAUUUAAAAUAAUAAAAUUCACUUAGAAAAACUAAACAAAAAUCAAUACUAGAAAUACUACCUAGAACUCGAGUCCAUGUCUUUAUUUAUUUAUUAAUUUAUAGAUUAUUGCACAAAACAAAAACAAUAACAAAGAAAACAUAGAUAACAAGUAUGUGCAAAAGCGGUCUUAUUGCUUACCGCAAUAUCUAUCAGACAACCUUUGGAUAAAGGAAUUAAUGUUAUUAAGUGCCUUCAUGUCUUCACAUUUUAAAGUCUACUCUCUGGAUUAAUGAGGUUACCUUAGUAAAAAAUAAAAAUAUGAUUUUUAUUAUAAAGAAAACUUAUCAAUAAAUGAUAUAAAUCUCCCUUACAUAUGAACCGAAAGUGCAAAGUCAAAGUCGUUAAAUCGAAGGACGUUAGUGCUUAUCUGGCACUAAGUCGACAUAUUUUCUUUCGAAUAUUGCUUUUCUAUUGCUGAAUUGAGUUACAAAGAAUUUAACAAAACUUAUUUCAAGGCAUUGUUAAACUAGCAAAAAGGUUUACGAAGUACCUAAUUAUUUUCAAAACAUUUUACGCCCCUUAAUCCUUUAGAAGCAUAUCUAAUAAAUAAAUCUCU
Molecule: messenger RNA, 2153 nt
Organism: Bicyclus anynana (squinting bush brown)
Lineage: Eukaryota; Metazoa; Arthropoda; Insecta; Lepidoptera; Nymphalidae
Gene: Or-15
Product: odorant receptor 4-like
Exons: 5
Coding region: 1-1185 (394 amino acids)
Biological process (GO): detection of chemical stimulus involved in sensory perception of smell; sensory perception of smell
Cellular component (GO): plasma membrane
Molecular function (GO): odorant binding; olfactory receptor activity
Source: RefSeq, a predicted model, not a curated record